This is a messenger RNA of Ostertagia ostertagi, 594 nucleotides long. Lineage: Eukaryota; Metazoa; Nematoda; Chromadorea; Rhabditida; Trichostrongylidae. The record is from the annotation of a GenBank genome assembly.
AUGUUCUGGCUUGGACUUGUCUGUAUAUUCACUUUUUGUCAGGCAGAACAGAUCAAAAAAUUACCUGGAGCAAGCUCUAAGCUCAAGUUCGUAGAGUCUCAAAAUAAUCCAAAAAAGGACCCGAUAAUCUUCUGGUUUAAUGGCGGUCCGGGAUGUUCUUCACUGGAUGGACUUUUCAACGAAAUGGGACCGUACUUUGUAAAUCUCGACGGAAAAGGUCUCAGAGAAAAUCCUCAUUCUUGGACUGAGGUAGCCGCUCUUGGAAAUUGUAACUUCCUCCAGAUGGCUUCAAUGGUAUUCAUUGAGUCCCCUGUAGGGGUUGGAUACUCAUAUUCUACCGAUGGGAACAUCACCUCCGACGAUGACCGGACGUCGCUUGAAAAUUACGAAGCUAUCAAACUAUUCUUUACGGGAAUUGUGCUCGGAAAUGCUUGGCUGGCUGCUAACUUGUUCAUCGACACCUCAGUUCGUUUUGCCUACGCUCAUGGAGUCAUCGAUGAAGGAGCAUGGAAUGCUCUCGAGAAAGAGUGCUGCGGAGGUUGCAUCGAUUCUUGCGAACUAAGUCAGAAAAUUCUGGGUACCGGAAAAGUCUAA